Xylona heveae TC161 is the source of this 1252-nucleotide messenger RNA. RefSeq lists its product as hypothetical. The transcript has a single exon. Lineage: Eukaryota; Fungi; Ascomycota; Xylonomycetes; Xylonales; Xylonaceae. The coding region runs from base 197 to 1090 and encodes 297 amino acids. Gene Ontology annotation, cellular component: nucleus. The record is from RefSeq and is a predicted model, not a curated record.
AUCUAGAAGAUGCGGUUUCUGCCACUAGCGCAAUAAAGCGGAGCCUGGAAUCUCCCACCAGCCAUCGAACGCUUAGAGUAAGUUAGAGGCUGAUUGGGCAAGCAACAUCGUCAUCUUGACUUCUACAUCCUAGUCAUCCAAACUCUGCAUAUAUCAAUCGGAGAAGAGCUUCAGCCAUUUUCUGGCAUCACUUGUCAUGGCAUCCCAUCAGAUUAACAUCCUUUUGAGCUCUUUCCCCGGGCUGGGCUUGCCACCUACGCUCUCACUUCAGCUGUCACCUACUGCGUCGAUAUCCGACCUCACAUCACAAAUAUGGGAGCGACUUCCAGCAAUUCAUUCGCGAUUAAUCCUAACAUCCAAUGAAAAUAAGCAAAUCUUACCGUCCUCUCUAUCGGUGUCCUCACUUUUGACAAAUGGAGAUGACUUUUUACCCCUUCGACUAUCUGUGCCUCUCUGUGGUGGUAAAGGUGGAUUUGGUUCCCAAUUACGUGCAGCGGGAGGUCGAAUGUCAUCCCGUCGCAAGAAGAAUCAGGGUGAGGACAACGGAUCUAACCGGAAUCUUGACGGGCGGCGCCUCCGAACGGUCAAUGAAGCUAAGGCUCUUGCCGAGUAUCUCGCACUUAAGCCUGACAUGGAGAAAAAGGAAAAAGACGAGAGACGCAAACGCUGGGAGGAAGUUGUUGCAUUGGCCGAGCGUAGAGAACAUGAAAUCAAGAGCAGUUCAAAGGGAAAAGUGGAUGGUCAAUGGGUCGAAGACAAAGAAGAAGCCGGAGAAAGAACCAGAGAGGCAGUCCUGGCUGCUAUGAAAGAUGGACAUUAUCGCGACAAUAUUCUGAGCACUUCUGCCGAUACCUCAAGUAGUAGCAAUUCAAAGGGGGCAAGCGACGAGAGCGAGGACGAUGCGGGGCCCUCAAGCUCGACGGCAACUUCACCGCCCUCGUCUGUUGACGUGGCUCCUGGUCGAACUUUUUUUGGCUUCGAUGAGGACGACGAGUUCAUGAGCGAUGAGGAGGAGGAGGAGAUUGAAGAUGAGAACAUGGAUGCUGAUGAUUUGAAUGACAUCAAGGGCAAGGGUAAAGCCGCGGCUUGAGAGACCCUUUCUAAUAUGUGCGUUUUCCGGUUAUUAUAGCAUGGUGUUCUGGGAAAUUCUGGCGUCAUGGGUUUUUCGUUCGAAUGAUGAGGGAAUUGAAGGGCAUAUUAAGAUAUCAAAUUCGUGCUUGUUAUUAAGUUUUUUUUUUUUUUUUUUUUUUUU